AUUUGUCGGGACAGGACAGAGUACCGAGAGCGGGAGGGUCUUGGAGGGGACCUGGGGGCGAGGACCAAGGUGGAAGUCAGGGCAGGGGCUGAGAGCUGAGAACGGGAUGUGGAAGAGGACGAUGGGAACGAACGCGGAGGGGGCCCCGGAGACAGGGCGCCUACCGGGAUUGGGGGAGAGUUGGGGAGCGGACGCCCGACGCCGUCGCCACCCUUCCCCAGGCGCUGCGGCGCUGAUGCUGGUGCUCCCUGCCACCAUGUUCCACCUGCUGCUGGUGGCCCGCUCGGGCCCAGCGCGCCUCCUGGGCCCACCCCCCUACCUGCCCGGCCCCGAGGCGCUGUGGAGCCCGCGCGCGCUGCAGCUCGUGCUCGCCUGGCUCGGCCUGCAGGCGGCGCUCUACCUACUGCCGGCGCGCAAGGUGGCCGAGGGGCAGGAGUUGAAGAACAAGAGUCGCCUGCGCUACCCUAUUAACGGCUUCCAGGCCCUGGUGGUGACAACCCUGUUGGUGGGCCUGGGGGUGUCGGCUGGGCUGCCCCUGGACGCGCUCCCGGAAAUGCUCCUGCCCUUGGCGUUUGCGGCCACCCUCACCGCCUUCGUCUUCAGCCUCCUUCUCUAUCUGAAGGCUCUGGUAGCCCCUGCCUCCGCCCUGGCACCUGGGGGCAACUCAGGCAACCCCAUUUACGACUUUUUCCUGGGACGGGAGCUCAACCCGCGCAUCUCUUCCUUUGAUUUCAAAUAUUUCUGCGAACUUCGGCCUGGCCUCAUGGCCUGGGUCCUCAUCAACCUGGCCCUGCUCCUGAAGGAAGCAGAACUUCGGGGAAGUCCGUCACUGGCCAUGUGGCUGGUCAAUGGCUUCCAGCUCCUCUACGUGGCUGAUGCCCUCUGGCAUGAGGAGGCUGUCCUCACCACCAUGGACAUCACACACGACGGGUUUGGCUUCAUGCUGGCCUUUGGGGACCUAGCCUGGGUACCCUUCACCUACAGCCUUCAGGCCCAGUUCCUGCUGUACCACCCGCAGCCGCUGGGGUUGCCGAUGGCCUCAGUCAUCUGCCUCAUCAAUGCUAUUGGCUACUACGUCUUCCGUGGAGCCAACUCCCAGAAAAACACCUUCCGAAAGAAUCCUUCUGACCCCAGAGUGGCUGACCUUGAAACCAUACCUACAGCUACGGGGCGACAGCUGCUGGUGUCUGGGUGGUGGGGAAUGGUCCGCCAUCCCAACUACCUUGGAGACCUCAUCAUGGCUCUGGCCUGGUCCUUGCCCUGCGGGGUGUCCCACCUGCUGCCCUACUUCUACCUCCUCUAUUUCACUGCGCUGCUGGUGCACCGUGAGGCCCGGGAUGAGCAGCAGUGCCUGCAGAAGUACGGCCUGGCCUGGCGGGAAUACUGCAAGCGCGUGCCUUACCGAAUCCUGCCCUAUGUCUACUGAAGCAGCUCCACCCAGCCCAGGUCGGGCACGUGCCCGUCCAUCCACCAGCACACCCAGCACCAGGAGCCUGGACGCACCUGGGACUCAAGGACCUGCACCCUACCCUGCCUUGAACUCCACCAGGCAGGGAUGAACAGCCUCAGAGAGGGAGUUAGGAGCAAGGAGAAACCGGUGCCUAAUAGUGGAGUGGAGGGGAUGCUCUUCCUCCUCGGAUAAACAUCUGGAACCCUU
Equus quagga is the source of this 1657-nucleotide messenger RNA. RefSeq names its product transmembrane 7 superfamily member 2 (gene TM7SF2). The coding region runs from base 107 to 1426 and encodes 439 amino acids. Gene Ontology annotation, molecular function: oxidoreductase activity, acting on the CH-CH group of donors, NAD or NADP as acceptor. Gene Ontology annotation, cellular component: nuclear inner membrane; endoplasmic reticulum membrane. The transcript is spliced from 9 exons. Gene Ontology annotation, biological process: sterol biosynthetic process. Lineage: Eukaryota; Metazoa; Chordata; Mammalia; Perissodactyla; Equidae. The record is from RefSeq and is a predicted model, not a curated record.